AUGAGUUCUCCCUCUAUCUCGGCCUUCAGCCUCUACGCCAACAUCGACAUCCUCCGGCCCUACUUCGACGUGGAGCCUGUCCAAGUGCGCACCAGACUGCUAGAGUCCAUGGUUCCCGUCAAGAUGAUUAAUUUCCCACAGAAGAUUGCAGGCGAGCUCUAUGGGCCCCUCAUGCUGGUUUUCACGCUGGUGGCCAUCCUCUUGCAUGGGAUGAAGACUUCGGACACCAUCAUUAGGGAAGGCACACUGAUGGGCACAGCCAUUGGCACCUGCUUCGGUUACUGGUUGGGCGUCUCCUCUUUCAUCUAUUUCCUGGCAUAUCUGUGCAAUGCCCAAAUCACGAUGGUGCAGAUGCUGUCACUGUUGGGCUAUGGCCUCUUUGGACACUGCAUCACCCUCUUUGUUACCUAUAAUAUCCACUUCCACUCCCUCUUCUAUAUCUUCUGGCUGGGUGUUGGUGGACUCUCGACACUACGAAUGGUUGCUGUGCUAGUGUCACGUACCGUGGGGCAUACUCAGCGGCUCAUCUUGUGUGGGACCCUUGCUGCUCUGCAUAUGCUUUUCCUCCUCUACCUGCACUUUGCUUAUCACAAGGUAGUAGAAGGUAUCCUGGACACGUUGGAAGGACCUAACAUGCCGCCCUUUCAGAGAGUUGCUAGAGACAUUCCAGUUGUUUCCAACGCUGUACUGAACGCAACAGCCAAAGCCAUGGCAUUGACCCUGUAGUUUCAUGAACUUGGACUUGCUUCCUUCACUACUUUCGGGGCUGUAUAGAGCAGUAUCCCUGCUGUCUCCUAGGAAAAGGACAGAGCAGCAGUUAAAAGGACAGAGCAGUAGGAAUAGGACUUGGUUUUAUGUUGUUUUCCUGGACUUUUCUUUUGGGUUGCAGUUUUGGGCAGCAGAGUGGGGCAGCACCUCAGUGACAGAAUUAGGCUCUUCCCCUGCCCAGGUCUGGGCUGCUUGGCGUAGAGCAGUUCUGUCACCUGCACGCUUCGCUGGGAUUUCCCAGCUCAGUUUGUCCCUCCCCCCAUCUUUCUGCUUCCUCCUAUAACCCCAGGGCUAUGCGCUCUGUUCCUGUCCUGAGGAGGGAAGAAUUAAAUGGAUGUUGGUGCUGAAUGAUGUCUUA
Struthio camelus australis is the source of this 1126-nucleotide messenger RNA. The record is from RefSeq and is a predicted model, not a curated record. Lineage: Eukaryota; Metazoa; Chordata; Aves; Struthioniformes; Struthionidae.